AUGGGAGUAAGAUCGAUAGAAAGAGGCGAGGAAGCUGCAGCAAGAUUGAAGGCAUCGUUUCCAAAGGCGAUAAUUGAAGUAUGGGUGGUUGAUAUGGCGUCCUAUGAUUCCAUACAAAAGUUCGUUCAUAAAGUGGAAAAAGAAUUGAACACACUUGAUAUUGCGGUUUUGAAUGCUGGUAUUAAUAGGCACGCGUUUGGACUUAACGAAACGACGAAACAUGAGGAGACAUUACAGAUAAACUACCUUUCCACAUUUUUACUAGCAAUCUUACUUCUUCCCUCGCUGAAAAGUAAAUCUCCGCUAGGAUCUCCAGGAAGAUUGACAAUUAUUAGUUCAGCUUUAGCCAACAUUGCGGUUCUGCCAGAACAUAAAUCAACCGCCAUAUUAACCGCUCUAGACGACCCUAAAAAUUUUGGAAACCCGACAUAUGGAAGUUCGAAACUGCUUGGUCACUUUUUUCUGUGGAAGUUGAUGGAUUUGGAGUAUGUCAAGGCGGAAGAUGUGGUUAUAAACCUCAUCGAGCCUGGGUUUUUGAAGGGGACGGAAUUCAAUAGGGAUGUUAAAGGAGGAUUGGCAAUAGGGUUGAAGUUGUUUAAAGCCUUAGUAGCUCGAACAGUUACGGAUGCUGGGACUACAGUUGUGGAUGCGACUAUGGUGAAGGGAAAAGAGGCGCAUGGGUGUUAUAUGGCGGAUUGGGAAGUUAGACCAUUUCCACCAUCGUUGUAUACGCAAGAUGGCAGGGAUACUAUGGACAAACUGUGGGGGGAGACAAUGGCUGAGUUUGGGUUUGCGAAUGUGAGAGGGAUUCUUGAGGCGAUGAAAUAG
Molecule: messenger RNA, 828 nt
Organism: Orbilia oligospora ATCC 24927
Lineage: Eukaryota; Fungi; Ascomycota; Orbiliomycetes; Orbiliales; Orbiliaceae
Exons: 2
Coding region: 1-828 (275 amino acids)
Source: RefSeq, a predicted model, not a curated record